CAGAGGAAACCAUAAAGAAAGGCAGUCUGCAAGCAGGCGGAGCAGGGCGUCGGGAGGCCCAGACCAGACCCCUCGGAGCUAGGAGAGCGGGGCAGCCUGAAGGCGUCGAGGAAGGAACCGGAGAACAAAGUGCACAGCUGGAUCUCCAGGUAGCACAGCUGGAUCCCUCGCAGCCCUGCUGCAGCUGCUUCGGGACAAGCGCCUGGGCGGAGCCCGGAAGGUGAUGCAAAGAUGUCGACGCUGCUGGACCCCGGCAUGCAGAGUCUGCGUGUAGGUACAAACUGCGAGAGAUCCCGUACACCGUCCCCACCGAGCUCCCCGGGGACGCUCAAUGAGAGCUGCAGCAUCGCGCCCCUCACGCCCUCCCAGUCUCCGAGGAACGAAGCUCGGACGCAGAGGCCCACAUCCUUCGUCGUGGUGGUGGCCAUCGACUUCGGCACGACCUCCAGCGGCUAUGCCUUCAGCUUCUCCAACGACCCCGAGGCCAUCCACAUGAUGAGGAAGUGGGAAGGCGGUGACCCCGGUGUGGCCAAUCAGAAGACACCCACUAGCUUGUUGCUGACACCAGAGGGCACUUUUCACAGUUUUGGAUACACGGCCAGGGACUAUUACCAUGACCUUGACCCAGAGGAAGCCCGGGAAUGGCUCUACUUCGAGAAAUUUAAGAUGAAGAUUCACAGCACUAGCGACCUGACCAUGAAAACUGAACUAGAAGCUGUGAAUGGGAAGAAGGUCGCAGCACUGGAGGUGUUUGCGCACGCGCUGCGCUUUUUCAAGCGGCAUGCUCUGCAGGAGCUCAAGGACCAGUGCCCGUCGUUGCCGGAGACGGGAGCUGUGCGCUGGGUGAUCACGGUGCCAGCCAUCUGGAAACAGCCCGCCAAGCAGUUCAUGAGGGAGGCUGCCUACAAAGCCGGCUUGGUGUCCCCCGAGACCCCGGAGCAGCUGUUAAUUGCCCUGGAGCCAGAAGCCGCGUCCAUCUACUGCAGGAAACUCCGGCUCCACCAGCUGAUCGACCUCAGCUACAAACCGCUGGCAAAUGGCCUGGCCCCCGACCGCUCCAUCGACUCCAGCUUCAGGCAGGCCCGGGAGCAGCUCCGGCGUUCCCGCCACAGCAGGACCUUCCUGGUGGAGUCGGGCGUGGGCGAGCUGUGGUCUGAGAUGCAGACAGGUGACCGCUAUAUAGUGGCCGACUGCGGGGGAGGGACGGUGGAUCUCACCGUGCACCAGAUCGAGCAGCCGCAGGGGACCCUCAAGGAGCUCUACAAAGCCUCAGGUGGCCCCUACGGCGCGGUGGGUGUGGACUUAGCCUUCGAGCAGCUGCUGUGCCAGAUCUUCGGGGAGGAUUUCAUUGCUACCUUCAAGGCCAAGCGCCCGGCUGCCUGGGUGGACCUGACCAUCGCCUUCGAGGCGCGCAAGCGGGCGGCCACCCCGUCCCGCGCCAACCCCCUCAACGUCUCCCUGCCCUUCUCCUUCAUCGACUUCUACCGCAAGCACCGGGGCCAGAACGUGGAGACCGCACUCAAGAAGAGCAGUGUGAACCUGGUGAAGUGGUCGUCCCAGGGGAUGCUACGGGUGUCCGCGGAGGCCAUGAACGAGCUCUUCCAGCCGACCAUCAGCCAGAUCAUCAACCACAUUGACGCCCUCAUGAAGAAACCCGAAGUGGACGGCAUCAAGUUCCUGUUCCUGGUGGGGGGCUUCGCCGAGUCGGCCAUGCUGCAGCACGCGGUGCAGACGGCCUUUGGCGCCACGUGCCGCGUGAUCAUCCCGCAGGACGUGGGGCUGACCAUCCUCAAGGGUGCUGUGCUCUUCGGCCUCGACCCCACCAUCGUACGGGUGCGCCGCUCGCCCCUGACCUACGGCGUGGGCGUGCUCAACAAGUUUGUGGAGGGCAAGCACCCCCGGGAGAAGCUGCUGGUGAAGGAGGGCAAGAAUUGGUGCACCGACAUCUUCGAGAAAUUCGUGGCCGUCGACCAGUCCGUGGCCCUGGGAGAAGUGGUGCAACGCAGCUACUGCCCAGCCCGGGCCGGGCAGCGGAAGAUCAUCAUCAACGUCUACUGCAGCGCCACGGACGACGUGGUCUACAUCACCGACCCGGGCGUGCGCAAAUGCGGCACCAUCAGUUUGGAGCUGGACGCGGUGGAGGAUGGGGGGUCCCCCUCCCCGCGGAGCCGCCGUGAGAUCCGCGCCAGCAUGCAAUUUGGGGACACGGAGAUCAAGGUCACGGCCAUGGACGUCAGGACCGCCAAGACCGUUCGGGCCUCCAUCGACUUCCUGUCCAACUGAGCCCCGGGGGAGCAGGGACGACCUGGGGCAUCCCCUGAUAGUGGCUCCCACCCCCAGCCCCAACCUGGCAGCCAGUGACUGCAUCCUGGGGGGUUUAUCACUGCAGGACCGAGCUGCUCCCACCCUCUGGGGGCUGGAAACAUCCCUUCGUGGACUUGCAAAGGUGGGCAAGCCGUGGGGAGCCCACUGCGACCUUGGUGGGAGGUGGAGGGGUGGUCUGCUCCAGACCUGCUGCAUCUUAACACACCCAAAUCCAUCUCAGGGGUCUCAGCCUCUGGAUGCAGCUCAGCAAGGGGCAUGCUGAGGUGGGAAUGACCCUUGCCAAGAUCCCACGAGCUUUGGACCCACAGCACUGUCCCUCCUGCUACCCCGGGCAUGGACAGACUGACAUCCUGGAUGAUCAGGAGAGAUGCAGCCCCAAGCCCAAAGAGAUCUCCUCUACCCUCCCCAAGCACGAGCGGGUGGUCCUGCUUUGAGCAGGGGGUUGGACUAAAUGCCCACCUGAGGUCCCUUCCCACCCUCCUCAUCUACGAGUCUAUAAGUGUCGUGGGCUUGUUGCAUUGCAGGCACAUCGCCCCGGCACAGCAGGCUCGCGUCCCCAGUGCCAGGCCAUUGCAGCCGCAGCGAGGUGCUUCCAGUGGGACCCAGUUGCAUGUCUGGGGCCAGGGAUUGCAGCAAACCCAGGGAUGCUCUGAUCCCUCUCCACCCUAUGGAUGUUUGCUGGGGCCCAGGGUCUCACCUGAGGACUGCAAAUACCAGAUACCCACGGACUGCAGCUGGGUCGUGCCCAUCUAUGAGCAUGGCUCCCCCCACUAUCCCUGUGAGGGGCAACAGACUCAGAGCCAUGUCCUGGGCGGGGGGCUGCCCACCUGCCGUGACCAGCCACGUGGCCACCACGGGCCCAAUGCCUCCGUAGGAAAACCACUUUGCUGGCCUGUGGCUACUCAAAUGAACACGCCGUGAAUUAAGAGCCGGCCACUUCUUCCCUAGCCAGACAGCACUCAGCGAGACGAGAGGAUGACAAACUGAAAUGACGCCUGAAUCCCCGCUGGCAGAUGGCAGCGAUAAAUAUAUCUAUAUAUAUAUUUUUUUGUAAGCCCCCAAAUUUUUAUUUUUCUAUAUCGCCUGCCGAUGUGCGGCGCACAAGAGCCCCGGGUGGUGUGGUGGGGUCCCCGGGUGGCAUGGCAAUUAUAACCUGUUGAAGUACAGCAUGAGAAGCGAUGGAAGUCAAAAUAAACUAUGAUAUCCUCCCGCAGAGCCAGGCAGGGUGCUGUGCUUUGCAGGGGCAGGGAGGACUGGGUUUUUUCGUCUUGCAGGUUGGGCCUUUCACCUGGAAUAGGGUCCUCAACCAGCCAGUGUCUUAGUUCUGCUGCAAAAUUGGAGGGGGAUCCCGUCUUGAUGAAGAGGGGCUUGGGUGGGGGCCCCGAUAUAGAAGAGGCUGAGAUCCACACAGCAAAGGGGAAGACAGUCGAGGGCUUUGCGUACACGUGCAGCUUGGGUUGUGUUAUGCAUGGUCUCCGUUGAGACUCCAGCCUUGUCCCAUGACCCUGGAGUAGCUUUUACAGCCCCCAUGUCCCUCCAUGGGUUGACUCUCUUGUUUUGGUCUCUUCAACCCACCUUUGCCUCUCUCAAUAGUGUCCUUCCUUUCUCAUUGUAUUAAAAUGACUUUAUUCCCUUCUGUUUAGUACCCCUGCUCUCUGCCCAUCCAUCCCCAGCCUCUGACCCAAGUAGACCAAGGAAAAGCACUUGCCUCCAUGAACGAGUUAGUCUCAUAGGGUCCUAGAAAGGUGAGGGACCGGGAGCAUCACAGGGCCGUGUCGCAGCCCCGCGCCACGCUGCACAAGCAGCCCUGAGAAGCUGAUGUCUGGGUGUACGAGAUCCAGCAGCUUGGAGGAGGAAACGGGCCGCUGGGUCCUACCUAUGAGAUGCAUGGCCUCCCAGGAGCAUCGUAGGAUCAGAGGAGAGGCAGGCUGGAAGGGACCUCACGGGGUCACAUCCAGUCCAGCCUCUGCUCAAGGCAGGAGCAGCCCUGGCUAAACCAGCCCAGCCAAGGGUGUGCCUAACCUGCUCCUGGGAUGGAGACCACCACGUCUCUAGCGGCCUGUUCCAGUGCUCGGCCCCCACCAGAGUCACAGUCAUGCCCCACGCUGUAUCGGUGCCUGCAGUUAUUCCAUCCCAAAUGCAGGACUUUGCACUUGUCCUUGCUGAAUUUCGUCUGGUCGACUGCAAUGAAAUGGCUACUUCAUCCGUUUAAAGCCAAGCAAGAGCAUUACAGAUUGCAAGUUAUGCCACUUCCAUCCCCUUAGCCAAGCAGUUGGCACUGGGGCAAGGCCCUGGGGCACAGCCAGGGUUCGAGUGGUUUUUAAUGCUGUGUGAGUUGUUCUCUCGCAGGGUGGGAAGCGGGUCACCUCAGGCCCAGGGCAAUGGAUAAAAGACAUAUUGGAAGACAGCAGAUAGCAAUAGCAUUCCCAAUGCUUUCAGGACAUGCCCGUAUCUCCAGGAUGGGCCUGGCUCUAGCCUAUCCUGAGCCCAUCACCAGGGUAUCUGUGCACUUUGCUGCAAGAUAAAUGUCCAGAAGCCACAGUGGGUGCAGGAGGGAGAAAGGCUUUACUAAGCCUUCAGCCUGAUGCCUUUGAACCCUAGAAAACCAACACAGCAGCUGGGGCGGUUACAACCCACGGCUAGUCCUCAUCGGCUCCUGCCUCCAUCUGCUGUCACUCAUCCCCUCUUGGCUUUGGGGCAAGGAUCAUCUCGCUGCCUGCAUCUGUACAGCGCCGAGCACAGCUGGGUCCUGGUGCACUACAAGGGUUCCCAGAUGCAGAUAACUCAAUAACGAGCGUUGCCCGCAGGUAGCUGCAAGAGGCUAUCUAGGUAGCAAUGCAACAUUUGCAGUGAAGUCAGGCUAGAAAGGACCUCAUUAUU
This is a messenger RNA of Alligator sinensis (Chinese alligator), 5205 nucleotides long. It is a transcript of the gene HSPA12B, whose product is annotated as heat shock protein family A (Hsp70) member 12B. The transcript is spliced from 13 exons. The coding region runs from base 232 to 2283 and encodes 683 amino acids. NCBI's taxonomy places the organism in Eukaryota, Metazoa, Chordata, Crocodylia, Alligatoridae. The record is from RefSeq and is a predicted model, not a curated record.